Molecule: messenger RNA, 3675 nt
Organism: Australozyma saopauloensis
Lineage: Eukaryota; Fungi; Ascomycota; Pichiomycetes; Serinales; Metschnikowiaceae
Exons: 1
Coding region: 1-3675 (1224 amino acids)
Biological process (GO): Golgi to vacuole transport; retrograde transport, endosome to Golgi
Cellular component (GO): GARP complex
Molecular function (GO): syntaxin binding
Source: RefSeq, a predicted model, not a curated record
AUGGAAGAGGACAAAACCGCCAUUGCGCCAGAUCGGCUCUCGAUAGAUACUCUGGCCAAUAUCAACGAGGACGUCACAUGGGCUUCAGAACAAUCGGACCACUCACGCCCGCCGGUGUCUGAAUCUGUCUUCUCCAGUCUUCGACAAAGCAUUGACGGAAGCUCAACACAUGCUGGAGGUUUCAACAUUUUAAAACAACUCAACGGGUUGGACGAUGACAAAUUGUUAGCGGAGGGCUCACCGUUGGGCCCCAAUUCUAUCUUUGACCUUACUGCUGCUCUCGAUUAUGCCCGUAUGAGACUGAACAAAGGGCUCAAGUCCAUGGUACUGGUAAAUGGAGGCGCCAACCGCAUAUACAACUUGGCGAAGCCGUCAACACGCGAGAUUCCUCCCAUCCAGCUCCAGCCCCUUCAAAACAAAAUCUCUAAUGCUACAGUGUAUUCAGAGUUAGUAGAUAAGAUCUCCGACGAGUAUAAGGCGUUUGAGCUGAGUUACAGAAGUUUGACCAUAGACACACUUUCACAAUUAUCUCAGCAAUAUGAGGAACAGGCAGAGAAAGCAAAGCUAAAUUUGAGUGAUGAUGAAGGUGAAGGCAUAGAGCAACACCCAUUCCCCGAAGUGUUCGAAACCGAGGAAUUUCAUUUGGAAGAUCAGAGAGUGUUCCGCCAAGUCAUGGAAGGCUCAUCCAUUUUUCCGGAUAAUGAGUCUUCUCAGGAACUCCAACUUGUACAUAACACCAAGGUUCAGGAGGGCCUUUCGCAUUACCUCGACACAGUCGAAGUCCUAAUAGUGGAAGAGAUCUCGCAGACAGCAGACUCUUUUUUCGCAACUCUAGACGAUAUUGAAGAAAUUAAAAUUGAUUCACAGCGAUGCAUUGAAACCUACGACGAUCUCAUGAACAGUCUUGACACAAUGGGUCAGAAGCAAGCAGAUAUUGGCAUGGAGCUCCUAAACCUCAUAGAUCAGCAUAGAAACAUCAACCACUUGGAGAGUUCUGUACUCCAACUAGAUGCGGUGCUCAAGGGAUUAGAGAAUGCUUUGAAGCUUGCUAAUGAAGGAAAAAACAUUGAAUGCUUGAACCAUAUUCUCGUCUUGGAGAGCCUCAUCAAAGGCGUCAAUCACAAUGAAUACCUGGAUACUGAGUCAUUAUCAUUAUAUCCAGUCUUCGAGUAUCCCUUGGUUGAUCUCUCCGGGUUAGGCGCUCUAAAAAACAAACAAAAGAGUAUUGAAGCGCUCAAGAGCACAUGCUGUCGUGGUUAUAUUGACGAAUUUAUCAAUCUUCUCCUUGGUGACCUCAAAUCGCAUAUCUCAUCGGUCCCAACUGUGGAUACAAUAAAUCGCAUGUCAAUAACAUCCAAUCGGUCUCACAGGAAAGCUUCACCACUUACUCCAUCUUACCAGAUAAUAGACCCAAGUUUUAGAGCAACGGUAUCUGAGUUCAUUAAAAAUUUGGCCAAAUCUGGAUAUCUCGUUCUGGCCUUUGCCCAAUAUCAGGACAAAAUUAUAAGAGAGGUCAAGGCCAUUAUCCGUACUCGAUUCCCGAGCCAAAACUCGGAUGCUAGUCAAUUGGAACUCCUGAGAUCUGAUGCAAGCUAUCGCGAACAAACCCCUUCCGAUACUGGAAAGCUGAAUGAAACAAACUUCGUUGCUGGAUCAACGAAUGGUACCCUUACAAACAGCAUUAAAGCAAUGUCUGAUACAGAAUUUUACAACAUGAUGAGGGAUAUCUAUUCAAGCCUUUCAGAAUGCUUGAGAAGAUUGACUACUCACCAGAAAUUCUUGUUGGAUAUUUCUUUGUCAUCUUUACCCGAAGAGAUUGCGAUGUCCAUCAAUGUUAUGUCACUCGACAUCUCAAAUUCGAUCAAUAAGUCUAUUGAAAUAACUCAAGUUCGCUUAACGAAAGUGCUCAAUGUUAGACUGGAAUUUUUAGGAGAUCUUCCUCUAAAAAAGUAUUUGCAGUUCUUUCUGCUUACUUCUGCCUACCUCCAAGACUGCGAGUCUAUAAAUCCAGGAUACAAUGCGACGGAACAAGGAAACACUCUUAAUGAAUGGAUCAAAAAUCAUCUCAACUACUUCUGUCAUAGAACGCAUUCGUCUGCAUUGAAGAGAAUGGUAGCACUUUGUGAAAAGGACACUUGGAAGGAAUACACGGGCGAUCAACUCCAGAAAGCUCAAACAAAUGUCGAUGAGAUUUUAGCUUACAAAAAAUUCAUCGAAUCCGGAGAGGGGUUCGACGGCAGUCAAUGGGUUGAAGGGUAUCUCGAUUAUUAUAGCCCAGAAUUUGAGUCGAAACAGACAGAAACUCAACCUCAAGAGAAUGAUGAGAACGCAAAGUCAGAACUCUCUUUAAAUGAUGUAUCCUUUUUUGUUCCAUCAUUCAUGCCUACAGCUAUUCAGACCGCCGAGGACUACAUCAUUUUCACACGUAUUUUCGGUGCGAGAUCAAAAUUAGUCGUUCAAAACCUUCUUGCAUAUUUCAAGGUUUUGAAUUCUAGGAUUUCUUUGGCUAUCCUCAGUGCGGGUGCAACCAAAACGGCAGGCCUAAGGCAUAUCACCACCAGGCAUUUGGCCCUUUGUCUUCAAACGGUUGAAUUCCUCUGCGAAUUUUUGAAGCAGAUAAAAUCUAUAUUCCCAUCAAAUAUUGCAUUUCAGGACGAAGUUAGUGCAGAUGAUCUUUCUUUCGACCAAAUCAUUAAGUCAUAUGAAGACCACAAGCAAGCGCUUAUCUCCAAGAUUGUGUCAAUAAUGCAAGAUCGUACAGCAAACCACUGCAGUUCAAUUCUCAAACUUGACCUUUCGAUACCUAUUACACAUCCUCAGCAAUGUCACAACUAUAUGGAAAUCCUUGUGAAGGAAACCCUGACAGUUUCAACUGUCUUAGGUCGAUACAUCGGAGAGAACGAAUUAACUGCGAUAAUGCUGCAAAUCUUCGAUAACUACAAGAAGCUAUUGGUAGCGUGUUUCUGCAGUGAUUUGCCUCAAAUGGCAGAUUUCAAUCAAAAACAUUCCUUGCUAAAGGAUAUUGAUUAUUUUAGAGUCAAAUUGAGCGAUCUCCCUGGAUACGGUAAUUCUGGACAAAUUAUUUGGGAAAAUGUCAAUUCAUUACCGACCAUUGAAGACUCCAGAAUGGAGGAGGUGAUGAGACAUAAUAUCGAGGGAGAACGUGCUUCUGCUAGACAAUCCAUGGAGCUCCCGACAGCUGCUGGUACUGAGACGAGCAACCCCGCUCAAGACUCUACCCCAAACGAAUCGACGAAAGUCAAUGCAAAUAAUGGCUCAACAAAUUCGUUGAAGGACUGCAAGAUAUCACCGGGUGAAGAAAAUGCUGUUGAAGAGAAUGUCACUGGAGAGAAUGCUAUUGAAGAGAAUAUUGCUGAAGAGAAUGUUGCUAAGGAGAUUAUUGUCGAAGAGAAUUCACAAAAGAGUUUGUCUGCAAAUACCGAGGCUCAAACGGCUAUUGACGCGGAACUGGAUCUGAAGCAAGAAGAAGAAGACAAAGAAGAAGCAAAUUCGAAAGUGAUUGACAUGAACAAAAAGGCAGAACCCGAAGAAAAGCUCACGGAAGAAGAGGUAAGAGAAACAGGUGGGGAAGAAGAAGAAGGUGUAAAAGGGCCAGAACGUGAAGAUUCGGAAGUAAAAGCUGGCGAUGACUCUACACUGGUUCCCAAAGUAUAA